Molecule: messenger RNA, 4193 nt
Organism: Quercus lobata
Lineage: Eukaryota; Viridiplantae; Streptophyta; Magnoliopsida; Fagales; Fagaceae
Product: GTP-binding protein SAR1A-like
Exons: 6
Coding region: 3323-4063 (246 amino acids)
Biological process (GO): intracellular protein transport
Molecular function (GO): GTPase activity; GTP binding
Source: RefSeq, a predicted model, not a curated record
AACUUGGAAACUUACAUCGGCCCGACCGUUGGAAUGAAAAGUUGACUUUGCAUCUUGGCCAUCCAUGGGUGUUGCACCCGUGCAAGACCAACUUGAAAAUCUAAAGCGAAGAAGGAUCUAAAGAUUUAGGAUGACAUUGAAUAGCUGGUAAAUUUUGUGGUUGUGGAGAGACAGACUACUACUGUGCCAAGAGAUUAGUUCAACACCAGCCAACUCAGUACCCUGCAUCAGAGGAGAUGAGUAUCGGGAAAAUCAAGUUUAAUGCUUUUGACUUGGGAGGACAUCAAAUAGCUCAUAGAGUGUGGAAAGACUUCUAUGCCAAGGUGGAUGCAGUUAUCUACUUAGCGGAUCCUUAUAGAGCUAAAACUUAUAGCUUUUGCAAAUUCAUAAACUUGGUUUAGAAGUUGUGAGUUCCAAGUUUUUUUUCAUGAUUAAUUAGGUCUGAAACAGAAUUUAGACCUAAUUGUUGAAGCUGUGAGGGGGUUAAUUUAGGAGAGAACCAGUCCUUGUGAUUAAGUUCAAAUACUACAACCAUUACCCACUCUCCACUUUGCCUGAGUCAGAAGGGAAUUCUUGCAAGAGCAAAAUCCAUGAGUCUAGUGGUUUGAACUGUCCCUCAAUGGGGAAAGUUUUGGGAAAGUAUUGGCUUUCAGUGUCCUAGACAUGAUUGAUUGGGGCUGAUUGGCUAAUCUACAGACCUGUUUAGCUAGUACAACCUUAAUAACCAACGAAGCUUCUCUAAACUCCGGCCCCCUCUCCAAAUAGGUUGACAUAAGGCAUCCUGACCCACCAUAUGGAGUUUCCUAAUGCCCCCACCAAAAAUUGCACUGUCCUAUCCAUGGCACUAAGUUUCUGGAAUCUUGAAACAAGAAAAUGUGUAUAAAGGCAAGGAACUAAUCACUGGUUUAAUUAAGGUCAUUCUACCUGCCUGGGAUAAGAGUUUAGCUUUCCAUCCUUGAAGCUGGAAUUAAUUUUAUCCAGCAAGGAGUGAAAGUGUGGCACCUUACACCUGCUGAAAUUAAAAUUAUAACCAAGGUACCUUCCAAGAGUGCUCACACUUCUAAUGUGCAAGGAGUUUUCCUAUUAUAGUUUUAGAUCUAUGGCUGUGUUUGGACUGAAAAAAAUCUGAGAUUUGGAUGUGUUGAUCACUUGUCUAGAAACUCUAGAAUACCAAUCAAGUUUUUCCACCAAGAUAUAUAUAAUUGCAGGAGCAUUUCUGGCUAUUUUGAUGCCACAGAAGGUCUUGGACGGUUCACCAUCAAGAACAACACGAGAAACAUUUGUGCAGAGGAUGAAAAGGUAAGGGGAUGGAGGAUCCCCCUGCCUAAUUCCUCUUCUUCCUCCUAUGCUUCUACACAGGCAAUUACUGAUGGCUACUGAUCCACCAUGUUUUGAAGGUUGUGUUGUCUGCCUCCUUUGCCUAUUGUAGAAUGCCAUUAUCUCAUUUGAGAAGUGGUCCGCCGUAGCUUCUAAUUUGAAUUGUACUCCAUGAAGUUCGGUUAGUCUUAACCUUUGAGCAUGCAACAUUCUUUCCACUUCAUCUGCCUCCAAGGUUCAUUGAAGCCUUUCAUGACCUAUCAUCCUGCACUUUGUACACAGCUUAAAAAAACUCGUUCAUAUCAACACUUCAUCCAUUGCUUUACUCCAUUGUCCAUCUUAAGGACAAAGCCUGCAAGGAGAGGCUUCAACGGGUCCACUUGAAUUCUAAUGUUUCUGUGGUGUCUGGUUCUGCCAAUCUUCCUUUUCAACCAAGCCAAUCAGACCACCCAUUCUUUCCACCAUGCGAGAACUGGUACUCUAUCAGUAAUCCAUGAAAUUGGACCCCAAGAGAGAGAUACUUUGAAGUUCCAGGUUACCCAAAAACCAGAUUGGGUCUCCAAUGUUCUCAUUAGUGGCUGUGGUGUGGGGUCUUGGCUUGGAAGCGGUUAGAAUGCUACUAUGAUCACGCUUAGGUCGGAAAGCUACACUAGUUGCCCCCCUCAAACCAUUUUUCUUUUACCAAAAAAAAUCACAUCUAGGGACCAUGGCCCUUUAGCACAAAUGAAGUCCUGAUCAAUUCUAGAAGAGAAAUGAAGUAGAUGAAAGGAAGCUUCCAUACUCAACACCCUCACUAUGCCUUAGAGACGCCAUGCAGCAUUAAUCAGUUGCUGCAUGCAGGGCACAGAGAAAGAUCUAAACAGAAACUUCAUUGAAUCAAUAAAGUACAGCUACUUUGAGCCAAUAAAGUACAGCUACUGAAGGGCAAGAGAAACCCCACUUGCUUUCCAAAAGCUCUAGGACAAGAAUAAUAAACUAUAAAGUAUAAAGGAUAGAGAAGCUUUUAAGAGUCAAGAGAAGAGGGACAUAUUGUGAAAAGUAAGGUUAAAUUAAGGUGAUUGAAGAUGAUGAUUAGCAAUUGCAGGACCACGCCCUUUGUCACAAUUUUUCACUAUUAUCUUAUAUGGGAGACUAUGACUAGUUGCUUUUUACUUUCAUAUGAGACUGACCAAUUUUUUUUCUACUACUCACAGCUUGUCACAUUAGAAUUACGGUGUAGCACAAAAAGAUGUGAUCCUAGAUUUGAUGGUAGUCUAUGGAGAAGACAAGAAGACACUUUAGAAACUGCAAGCUAAUGCGUGAGAGAGAGAGAGCAAUUAAGUAAAGGCACGCAAUAGGUUGGACUUCUCAAAUCUCAACAGUCAAGACUAUAGAAACGGCGGCUGGUAUAAUCUGAAAAAGAUAUUAUUAAGCACUAGAAGACUAGAAGUAAUUAAAAAUGAUUGCCUCCUGUCCUCUACUCAAUCCAAGAGAACAUCUUAUUGGGCUUGUAUAUUUUAUAAGCCUAUUGGGCUUGUUUGUUGGCGGUAAAGUAAGCAAACUAUUCUUUAAAAUUUUCAAUUAAACUAAUCACCUGAUUAUAUUAAUCAUUGCAAGAAAGUCAAUGUUAUCUUAUCUAUAAACAUAAUACAUAACUAAAAGCAACUAAUAAGUGUCGCCUAUUUUGACUGAAAUGUCAAAAUCCAACUGUCAUUCAAUGUGGGUGAUGCUAAGUAAACUUAAAGUGGUUUCACCGUUUGAGGAUGGGACAAAUUGACAGUUUUUUGUUUAUUUUCCUCUCUUGACCCUGACACAUAGCUUAGUGGGUCCCACAAUUCCAGCUGUGGAAAUUGUGGACCAAUUGUACCUUAAAGGGUACCAAAAGCUCCAGAAUCAUUGCCUUAUAAACACUCCCAGACAAAGCACACGCACAUAUAACACCUAGGUUGUCUACUUCUCUCUCUCUCUCUCUCUCUCUCUCUUUCUGUCACUGAAACACACAACAGAGAAGAAAAGAAAGAAGGAAAUGGAUUUUAUCAACUGGGUUCAAGAGUCGACGACUCGGGUCUCUCGUUUCUUCAUUUAUCAGCUGGGCGCCUUUAAUCCCUCUGAAACAAAUUCAAAGGAGGCCAAUAUCUCGUUCUUGGGCCAGGAUAUUGACUGCAAAGAGGCUGUGAUUUUUAGCCUCUCAGAUGAGAUCCAGAGCAUAUAUAGGAAAAGGACAAAUAUUAUGCGAUCUAUGUUUCCAUCUCAGUAUUUGACAUCAUGGGUGUCUAGUAUUGGGAAAAUCAAGUUUAACUUUUUUGAUUUAGGAGAACAUGGGAUAGCUCACAGAGUUUGGAGAGACCAUUGUGCCAAGAUGGAUGCAGUUGUGUACAUUGUGAAUGCUGAUGCUCUACUCAGGUGGCGAUUUCUGAGGCCAAGAGAAAAGCGGGAUGCUAUACUCAGGGAGCAUUUCCUGGGACCAAAAGAUGAGCUGAAUGCUUUACUCUCUGAUGAGGCCUUUGCAAAUGUUCCAUUCCUUAUUUUUGGUGUAACAUUUGCUAGAACUCGUCUUCACCUUGAAAGGAGAUUGUGUUCCUUCCUUGGCCUGCCCAACAUCACCACAGAGCUGGCUGAUGCAAAUGCUCGUCCAUUUAAGGUUUUUGUGGCUAAAGAAUUACGCAAAGACCAAUAUCUAGAUGGUCCCCCUGAACAUUUUUUGGCUAAAGCAUGCAAAGACCAGUAUCUAGAUGGCUUCAAGUGGCUUUCUCAAUACAUUAAAUAGCAGUAGAGGUGUAUCUUAUGUUUCAUACAUAUACGUGUAACAUUAUUCUCACAAUGAGGUUGUAUUUUAUGGAUCUUAUAGGCAGUUUGAAUGAAUAUUUGGCAUCUUAUCUCAAGUGGAGUUGCUGGCA